AUGGAUACAGCUAUAGAUCUGUCUGAUGCCUCCAAGGCGUUGGAUCUUGCGAAUAUUCGUUUCCAGUUGAUUCGACUCGAAGACACCAUUACCUUCCACCUUAUUGAACGUGUACAGUUUCCGCUUAAUGCCGCCAUCUACGACACGAACGCUCUUGCGAUUCCGCAGGUGAAUCCCGCCCUACCGGAAAAUCUAUCACUCGCCGACUAUCUCUUGGCUGAAACCGAGCGAAUACAUUCCUUAGUUCGGCGAUACGAUGCGCCCGACGAAUAUCCUUUCUUUCCCGAGGUCUUGCUUCGACCUAGGCUGCAACCCAUUAAAUAUCCCAAGAUCCUCCAUGAGAACGAUGUCAAUGUGAAUGCGAUCAUCAAGGAGAAAUACAUCAAGGAAGUUCUGCCCGAGGCAUGUCGGAAUUUUGACCGACCAGACCGCGGAGAGACCAAGGAGAACUACGGCAGCGCCGCCACCUGUGAUGUUGCCUGUCUGCAGGCCUUGAGUCGCAGAAUUCAUUUUGGCAAGUUCGUCGCGGAGAGCAAGUUCCAGACCGAAACUGAGCGAUUUAUCAAGCUCAUCAAAGCCGAGGAUCGUGCUGGAAUUGAUGCUGCAAUCACCAACGAGAAGGUCGAACUGCAAGUUCUCGAACGAUUGAGACUCAAGGCCAAGACUUACGGCAAAGACCCAUCAUCUCAAACCAAACCCAAUGGUGGAGAUGAGAAGAUCAACAUUGAAGCGGUGGUGAAGAUGUAUGCUCAGGUGGUCAUCCCACUGACCAAGGUGGUGGAGGUUGAAUACCUUAUGCAAAGAUUGAAGGGCACUCAAUGGGAGUGA
Molecule: messenger RNA, 828 nt
Organism: Exophiala bonariae
Lineage: Eukaryota; Fungi; Ascomycota; Eurotiomycetes; Chaetothyriales; Herpotrichiellaceae
Exons: 2
Coding region: 1-828 (275 amino acids)
Biological process (GO): chorismate metabolic process; aromatic amino acid biosynthetic process
Cellular component (GO): cytoplasm
Molecular function (GO): chorismate mutase activity
Source: RefSeq, a predicted model, not a curated record